This is a messenger RNA of Syzygium oleosum, 3272 nucleotides long. RefSeq names its product receptor-like protein EIX1. NCBI's taxonomy places the organism in Eukaryota, Viridiplantae, Streptophyta, Magnoliopsida, Myrtales, Myrtaceae. The coding region runs from base 73 to 3234 and encodes 1053 amino acids. Gene Ontology annotation, molecular function: protein binding. The record is from RefSeq and is a predicted model, not a curated record. The transcript has a single exon.
CAAAAACCUUGAAGCCUAAUCGAGUGGCUUUCUUGUGCAAUAUAGCUUUUGUUUUCAUUUUCUUCAUCAUUCAUGGCGAGACAUGAUAGUGUGAAAAUGCUUGUAUUAGUAAGUCUGUUGUUAAUUUUAGACAAUGCAUGUGUAUGUCUGUGCAAAAACAGAAGCUCAUCCUCCAUUUGCUUUGAAGAAGAAAGGGAUGCUCUAAUCCAGUUCAGACAAAAUCUCUCUGAUACAUCUCACCUCCUUUCCCCUUGGAACGGCGAAGAUUGUUGCCGAUGGACCGGAGUAAAGUGCGACCAAGUAAAUGGACAUGUCGUCAUGCUCCAGAUCACAUCAGGAACUGAUUUCCCAGUGAUUUCUUUCACAGCUAGUGAUCUGAACUCUUCUUUGCUCAACUUGAGAUACUUGAGCUACCUAGAGUUGAGCGGGAUCUAUUUCGAAAAUGCACACACAUUAAAAUUCAUUGGAUCGAUGAAACAGUUGAGGUACCUUAACUUUUCCAGCUCUUUUGGUUUUUCUAUUCCACGUGAAUGGGGGAAUCUCACCAAAUUGGAAGUCCUCGAUCUCCAUACUUAUUAUAACAUGGGUGUUGUUGAAGACAUUCUGUGGGUUUCGCAUCUUCAGGCAUUAAAGUACCUUGACAUGAGCGGAUUGAAUAUUACCGGAUCUAGAGACCAGAUGCAGGUGAUUAGCAAACUCCCAUCUUUAUUACAUUUGAGCCUAUCAAAUUGCGGGAUUUAUGAAGUUCACCUGCCUACUUCUCUUCAUCUUCAAUACCUCGAUCUUUCAGACAAUUUUUUCAGACGUCUCAUCCUGAGCACUAUAUUUCAAAACAUGACUUCUCUCCGGCACCUUGAUUUUUCAGGGACUUCUUUCAAAGGUCCCAUCCCAAGCACUAUAUUUCAAAACAUGACUUCUCUCAGGCACCUUGAUCUUUCAUGGAGUUCUUUUGAAGGUCCCAUCCCAAUCACUAUAUUUCAAAACGUGACUUCUCUUCGGCACCUUGAUCUUUCAGGGAACUCUUUCAAAGGUCCCAUCCCAAGCACUAUAUUUCAAAAUAUGAUUUCUCUCAAGCACCUUGAUCUUUCUUGGAAUUUUUUCAACUCUUCAGUACCAAGGUGCUUUGAUAACUUGAGAAGUCUUGUCGAUCUCGAUCUUACACACAAUCUUUUGCAAAGCAUUGAAGGAGGGUUGUUCUCUUUGUUAAGGAACCAACCAUUCCUCCGGUCACUAUUGCUGGGCCAUAACGAACUUCAUGAGGAGAUAUUUUCAGUUGAGGGAAAUUCUUCGGGGCGUAUCGGGAAAAACUUGGAGCGAUUGGAGAUAUAUAAUAAUUUUCUUGGGGGAGCUUUGCCAAAUUGGCUGGGGCACUUGAAAAACCUGACAGUACUUGACCUAUCACAUAAUCAAUUAACAGGGGAUAUUCCAGAGGCAUUAGGAAGAUUGCAAGUCUUGUUGUCUUUAGAUCUCAGUAACAAUCUUCUAAAUGGCACCAUUCCGCAUAGUCUCGGACAACUUCAAGAUCUUCACUAUUUAGAUCUUUCAGCAAAUUCCUUGAGAGGAACACUUUCCGAAAUCCACUUCUCCAACCUCUCGAAGCUGUCGUACUUAAAUAUCAGCAAAAACUAUUUAGCUUUCGAGGUGGAUUCCAACUGGAUACCGCCCUUCAAUCUCUGGUACAUUGGGAUGACGUCCUGCGAGUUCGGAACGGAAUUUCCGCGAUGGAUAAGAACGCAAGUCAAGGCAACAAAGAUAGAUCUGUCCAAUGCCUCCAUCACAGGAACUCUCCCAGAUUGGCUAGGUCUCAUGUCAUUCAACUUCCUGGAUCUCUCUUACAACCAAAUAAAUGGAACUCUGCCGAAAUUUCCUACCGAAUUGUAUUUGCUAGAUCUCUCUCACAACUUCAUCUCAGGAACUAUUCCGCAAGAUAUUGGCCUAGCGAUGCCUAAUUUGGAAUCCCUGUAUCUGAAUGAUAAUCUCUUGAGUGGUCCAAUACCGACCUCAUUAUGCGAGAUGGAACUGGAAGUGUUGCACCUUGGAAGGAAUGAAUUAGUUGGCAAAAUUCCUGCAUGUUGGAAGGAGAAUUUUAUGAGUCUCCUUGAUUUAUCAUCCAACAAAUUGUCUGGAGUCAUACCGAGUUCUUUGGGAAAUUUGUUUGGGCUUGGGUCAUUACACUUGAACAACAACAGUCUCCAUGGAGAAAUUCCUGUGACUAUGAAAAAUUGUACAAGCUUGCUUAUUUUGGAUCUUGGCGAGAACAAAAUCUCUGGAAGUGUUCCACAUUGGUUAGGACGAAGCUUUCAGUUUCUACAGAUUCUUAGACUGCGAGAUAACAUGUUCAAUGGCAGUAUUCCUCCACAGCUAUGCUUCCUCUCCGCGCUGCAAAUAUUGGACCUAGCAAUGAAUAAUCUAACAGGAAUAAUUCCAAAUUGUCUUGGCUAUAUGAACGGUAUGAAACUGAACAAAAGCAUAGAUGAUGGCAACUUAGUCUCCCCUCCUGCACCUUCCGCGCUUGUGGUCUCCCCUGCAGCUGCCGUGCUUUCGCCGAUGUCUCCAACGGAUUGGACUCAAGAGCAUGUGAAGCAGGUCACGAAGGGAAUAGACCUUGACUACACAACACUUGUUCUACAGCUUAUGGUCAAUUUGGAUCUCUCAAGCAACAAAUUGACUGGGCCAAUCCCCGAAGAGCUUACCUUGCUCUCCAAAUUGCGAGGCCUGAACUUAUCCGGCAACUUUCUUUCUGGAGGCAUCCCGUCUAGGAUUGGAUACAUGAUAUCACUCGAGUCACUUGAUCUUUCGAAUAAUCACCUUUCAGGAACAAUCCCACAAAGCUUUUCUGUAUUUACAUCACUGAGCAAACUAAACUUGUCGCACAACAACUUCACGGGUCCAAUUCCCAAAGGAAAUCAAAUCCAGACCCUUGUUGAUCCUUCCAUUUAUGCCGACAAUCCUCUACUUUGUGGCGAUCCUCUACUAAAGAAAUGCCCCGUUACAGAAGCCCCUCAAGCGCCAGAAGAAGACACCGAUGAGGAAAGUAAGAUUCAAAAGGUGAUGUUCUGCGUUGUCAUAAUGCUCGGGUUUGCGACUGGAUUUUGGGGAGUUAUUGGAGUUUUGGUGUACAAGAAGAAUUGGAGACGCGUCUACUUCGACUAUGUGGAUCGUAAAACAGACAUGGUCUACGUGAUUGUUGUAGUGAAGGCAGCCGAGUUGAGGAGGAGAUUGAGAAGAGCAUAACAGGCCCGUUCUCAACAUCAAUCAGUCAAAUCCUUCAU